Messenger RNA from Microtus ochrogaster (prairie vole), 1794 nucleotides. RefSeq names its product nuclear receptor subfamily 5 group A member 1 (gene Nr5a1). Gene Ontology annotation, molecular function: RNA polymerase II cis-regulatory region sequence-specific DNA binding; zinc ion binding; nuclear receptor activity. Gene Ontology annotation, biological process: regulation of transcription by RNA polymerase II; tissue development; hormone-mediated signaling pathway. NCBI's taxonomy places the organism in Eukaryota, Metazoa, Chordata, Mammalia, Rodentia, Cricetidae. Gene Ontology annotation, cellular component: RNA polymerase II transcription regulator complex. The record is from RefSeq and is a predicted model, not a curated record.
GGGGACGCGGCUCGAAAACCCCCGCACCACACCGGCGGACGCCGCGGGCAUGGACUAUUCGUAUGACGAGGACCUGGACGAGCUGUGUCCGGUGUGUGGUGACAAGGUGUCGGGCUAUCACUACGGGCUGCUCACGUGUGAGAGCUGCAAGGGCUUCUUCAAGCGCACAGUCCAGAACAACAAGCAUUACACGUGCACCGAGAGUCAGAGCUGCAAAAUCGACAAGACGCAGCGUAAGCGCUGUCCCUUCUGCCGCUUCCAGAAGUGUCUGACGGUGGGCAUGCGCCUGGAAGCUGUGCGUGCUGAUCGAAUGAGGGGCGGUCGGAACAAGUUUGGGCCCAUGUACAAGAGGGACAGAGCCUUGAAGCAGCAGAAGAAAGCACAGAUUCGGGCCAAUGGCUUCAAGCUGGAGACUGGACCCCCAAUGGGGGUGCCCCCGCCACCCCCUCCCCCUCCGGACUACAUGCUACCCCCUGGCCUGCAUGCCCCUGAGCCCAAGGCCUUGGUCUCUGGCCCACCCACUGGGCCACUGAGUGAUUUUGGAGCCCCAGCUCUGCCCAUGGCUGUGCCUGGUACCCAUGGGCCUCUGGCUGGCUACCUCUAUCCUGCCUUCUCUAACCGCACAAUCAAAUCUGAGUAUCCAGAGCCCUAUGCCAGCCCCCCUCAGCAGCCAGGGCCACCCUACAGCUAUCCAGAGCCCUUCUCAGGAGGGCCCAACGUACCUGAGCUCAUACUGCAGCUGCUGCAGCUAGAGCCAGAGGAGGAUCAGGUGCGUGCCCGCAUAGUGGGCUGCCUGCAGGAGCCAAGCAAAAGUCGCUCUGACCAGCCAGCACACUUCAGCCUCCUCUGCAAGAUGGCUGACCAGACCUUCAUCUCCAUUGUCGACUGGGCACGAAGGUGCAUGGUGUUCAAGGAGCUGGAGGUGGCUGACCAGAUGACACUGCUGCAGAACUGCUGGAGUGAGCUGCUGGUGUUGGACCACAUCUACCGCCAGGUCCAGUACGGCAAGGAGGACAGCAUCCUGCUGGUCACUGGGCAGGAGGUGGAGCUGAGCACAGUGGCGGUGCAGGCUGGCUCCCUGCUUCACAGCCUGGUGCUGCGGGCACAGGAACUAGUGCUACAGCUGCAUGCGCUGCAGUUGGACCGCCAGGAGUUCGUCUGUCUCAAGUUCCUCAUCCUCUUCAGCCUCGAUGUGAAAUUCCUGAACAACCACAGCCUGGUGAAGGAUGCCCAGGAGAAAGCCAACGCCGCCCUGCUGGAUUACACCUUGUGUCACUACCCGCACUGCGGGGACAAAUUCCAGCAGUUACUACUGUGCCUGGUGGAGGUGAGGGCACUGAGCAUGCAGGCCAAGGAGUACCUGUACCACAAGCAUUUGGGCAAUGAGAUGCCCCGCAACAACCUUCUCAUUGAGAUGCUGCAGGCCAAGCAGACUUGAGCCUGGGCACCUGGUGGCAGGCACUAGGUAGGGAUACCACUGCCUCCAAAUGACUCAUUGCAUUAGAUGAUCCGGGAGCCCUGCCCCUAGGCCCCUGCCCUUGAGCUCCAGAGCUGCGUGUUUGGGAUGGCGGGCAAAGAUGGGCAGGGUCUGCCUGGGGCAGGUUGCCCUCACCAGCCACUGGCACGUAUCUGCCACUUAGAGUGCCCCAAAGAGGUGGCUUCUAACCACUCCUUCUUCUACCCGCCCCCAGCUUCUUUCCUGGAAUCUGAGGUCCAGGUCCAGGGAGGAGGUUUGGGAUUCCCUGGUGGACCUUGAUGUCCCUUGGGUCAGAGGUCAUCUUUUCCCUCUCUCCU